UUCAGCUUCGCGGGAGCCGAGAGUCCCGACCAAGAUGGCGGCCGUGGGGCGAGCCGGCUCCUUCAGCUCCUCGCCGCCGGUGCUGGCCGCCGCCAACGGCUUUGCCCCGGCCGCCUGCACGGGCGGCGGCGACAAGGCCGAGGACGACGACGGGCAGAACCUCUGGUCCUGCAUCCUCAGCGAGGUCUCCACCCGCUCCCGCUCCAAGCUCCCAUCGGGCAAGAACGUCUUACUGCUGGGUGAAGAUGGAGCCGGAAAGACAAGCUUGAUAGGGAGAAUCCAGGGAAGAACGGAGGAGUGCAAGAAGGGGAGAGGGGCAGAGUAUUUGUACUUGAGUGUUCAUGAUGAGGACAGAGAUGAUCAAACAAGAUGUAAUGUGUGGAUCUUAGAUGGAGACCUGUAUCACAAAGGGCUCCUUAAAUUUGCAAUGGAAGCCAACUCUCUGAGAGACACUUUAGUUAUUCUGGUUGUUGACAUGUCAAAGCCUUGGACUGCUUUGGAUUCUUUACAGAAAUGGGCAAGUGUGGUGAGAGAACAUAUUGAUAAGCUAAAAAUUCCUCCUGAGGAAAUGAAAGAAAUGGAACAGAAAUUGAUUAGAGAUUUCCAAGAAUACGUAGAGCCUGGAGAAGAUUUCCCAGCAUCUCCACAGAGAAGAAGUACAUUACAGGAAGAUACAGAUGAUAGCGUCAUGUUACCGCUGGGCGCAGACACGCUUACAUAUAACUUAGGUGUCCCGGUGCUCGUAGUUUGCACAAAGUGUGAUGCCAUUAGUGUGUUGGAAAAAGAGCAUGAUUACAGAGAUGAACACUUUGACUUUAUUCAAUCACAUAUCCGGAAGUUUUGUUUACAGUAUGGUGCAGCACUUAUUUACACUUCAGUAAAGGAAAAUAAAAAUAUAGAUUUAGUAUAUAAGUACAUUGUUCAGAAAUUAUACGGAUUCCCUUUUAAGAUCCCUGCUGUUGUUGUGGAAAAAGAUGCAGUAUUUAUUCCAGCAGGAUGGGAUAAUGAUAAGAAAAUAGGAAUUUUACAUGAAAAUUUUCAAACGUUAAAAGCAGAAGAUAGUUUUGAAGAUAUUAUAACCAAACCACCUGUCCGAAAGGUUGUUCAUGAGAAGGAAAUUGUAGCAGAAGAUGACCAAGUAUUUCUUAUGAAGCAACAGUCCCAGUUAGCAAAGCAACCACCAACAGCUGCUGGAAGGCCAGUGGAUUCCUCUCCACGAGUUCCUGGCGGCUCCCCUCGAACACCUAAUAGAUCAGUGUCAUCCAAUGUGGCCAGCGUGUCACCCAUCCCUGCUGGGUCAAAAAAAAUUGAUCCAAAUAUGAAAGCCGGAGCUACAAGUGAAGGUGUCCUCGCUAAUUUCUUCAAUAGUUUGCUGAGUAAAAAAACAGGCUCACCCGGGGGCCCUGGUGUCGGUAGCAGCAGCCCCGGAGGGGGCGGGGGUGGCGGCGGAGGCAGCACUUUACCACCAUCGGCAAAAAAGUCAGGCCAGAAACCUGUCUUGACAGAUGUUCAGGCAGAAUUGGAUAGAAUUUCACGAAAACCUGAUAUGGUUUCUCCUACAACACCAACGUCCCCUACAGAAGGUGAAGCAUCUUGAAGAUACCAAAUAAAGCCAUUUAUUCAGUUUUCUGAGAUAAUGUAAACUUGCCUCUGCCUUUUCCUUCAGAAGUGGAAUUAGGGAGCUGAAACAUUUUUUUCAGAAGGAUAAAAUUGAUGUCUUUUUUUGUUGCCCAAUCUUACAAAAAGGGAACUGUACAAAUGGAAAAUUAAACUACACUAUGUCGGACUGCUGUUUGCAUUGCCACUUUGCAUAAGGAAGUAAUUUUGAGAUUUUGAACACUCAAAAGAAUUUCUAAAAUUGCAAUUUGUCCAUUUGAUCUUAUUCUAAACACCAUUUGGGGUUGUUUUUUUUUAAUGGGAGGGUUUGGGGAUGGGUGGUAAGCAAUAUGCAACAUAGGCACUGUACUGACUUGGAAAUCCCUGUCUGUUUUAGAGUGAGGGCUGUUAAGAUGGUAAAUAAAUUAACCUGUUAGUUUUCCUGGAAGACACAUGAUGACUUGUUCACUCUUGUGUGCACCAACAUGAAUGCAUUAAAAUUCUGUUUACUGCCACAUGUGGAAUGUGCUCACCAACCUACUGGAUCACAUCUGGGCCACUAGAUCUAUUGAAAGUUGUGGGGCAGUGUCCUCUCCCAAGUGGAUGGCCUAGAGACAUGUUGACCAAGUUUGAUUUAAUUAACUAGCAGAAGAUGACAGCCCACUGCCUAAAUAUGUAACAAAGAAAAAUGCAGAGGUUAUCCAAAUGAAAAGAAAAACAGUUUCAAUAUUUGUUUCUCUAUGGCCCAGCCUUAAUACUGCCCUAUAUGUUUUCCACAUUACCGUGAUGGUUUUAAUGAUCAGUCUUUUAAACUGUAAUCAGUUAAUAAAGUAUUUAUUCUCUGCAUUCAGAUUUAAAUAAUUCAUUGCAUUCUCUUGUUUAAACUUCUAUUUAUUAGUUAACAAAAGAUAAGGUGUGCUAGUAUUUUUAUGUUUGACUCAGGAUUUUUAAAGCAUACUGAUAAUUCUCAUCUCUUCAUCCAGAUUUUCCUAUGACAAAACUAGUUAAUUUUAUUUCAACUUCCUUGAUUUUGUAUACCAAGGAAAUAUAGGGAACAGUGGAUGGUUUACUUGCCUCUGAUAACGUUGCUUCCCUAAGGAUGGAAAGUUUCCAUAUUCUGGAACUUUCUAUAGCGUUCAGCCUCAAAUGAUUAUUGAAUGAGAGAGUCUGCUUUUUUAGCAUUUGGUCAGUAUGCUCACGGUGAGCUACUCCCUUCCAAAUCAACACUUGUGUCAUUUCUCCAGUAGUAGAUUUUCAGUAGCUGGGAUUUUAGAAUCUAACUAUAGUAACAUUAAAUUAGAGGAUAUUUUCAUUGAUCAGUUGAUGAGUGCAGCCAUGUUAGACCAACUUAAACCAAUUAGGUUAUUUUUUUUCAUUGUUUGCUUUCUUUUAAAUGACGCCUCAAUUUUAAACUUUAAAGAUAUAUUCUAUAUUCCAAAGAUAUUCUUUAGAAGUCCCUGAAGCAUUAAAGAAAAGUCAUCUUUCAGGAGGUCUUUCAAAAUCAAUUUAGUUGUAGAAAAAGCAUUUGGUUUACUGUAACUGAACAUAAAUACUGAAGGUAUGUGAGAAGAGGAAAAGCUUCAUAGCUUCCUCCAUAAGGGAGUUCUUGGGAAGGAAAAGAUGUUCCUUCACACUGCAAAGUUGUCAAUUUGAAAAAAUUUUUCUUAAAAUACACUUGAGAUAAGUAAAACAUACCACUGACAAAAGAAUAAAUAUUCAGCUCAGUAAGUGGUUAUGCAAAUUGUAAUGAUACCAAUUUUUCUAAACUAGUACUUGACACUAAUACAGAAUAACUGGGAAGACCAAUAAAAUUGAUGUUUAAUCUGCGUCUCUGUAUACCUUGAAUAUCUACUUCUGUGUUUGCAUGCACGGAAUAAUGAGCUGUUUCCCGUAGGACAUGGAGAUGUACCAAAAAGCCCCAGAGAUGAAUCCAAUUCUUUAUGUGCCAUCUGGCAUCACCAGUUCUAGUUGCUCUAGAGCAGAGGUGUCAGACACUUUCCCAAACCAGAUUAAAAUGUAAUUGGGACAUAUUUAAUAAAAUAAAAAUACAGUAGAACAUAAAUAAUGUUAAUAUGUGGUUUUCUGACUGCAGCCUGCAAAAAUCCUUAUAUAGUAAGUUUAGUGGACCCUUUUUUAUUUGAAUUUGAUACCACUGUUCUAGAAGGUUCAGAUAUAACUAAUCCCAGCUCCUUACCUUUAGCAUGUCUGGGUGCUAAAACUAUUUUUGUACUGCCUAAUGUUUGCAAGGAAGACACUUUGUUUUUUAACAUCUCAGUUGUCCAUCCUAACCUUCAGAUAUCAAAUUUUGAGGCCUUUUGUGAGACUGGACAAAUGGUGCAUAUAUUAAAAAAGUGUCCAUUACAUGAGUUUCUUUUUUCUUACUUUUACAGAGAAUUGCUUUGCUUUUUAAACUGUUGAAAUCACAAAAUGCCCUCCUCCAUGUAGUUGUCAUCUCAUUUAAAAUGUUUAUGCUUUAUUAAAUUACUUUUCCCCUUUUUGUGAAUUCUUUGUAUAAGAUAGUCAAAUUUAGUCCUCUACUGAAGAACUAUUUAUUCCUUAAUUGAAAACUUCUCUGUUUGCCUUAAUUUAAAGAAAUGUAUAAAAUGAAUAUGAGCAGUGCACUUAGUUGAAUGGGUUAAAAUACAGAUAAGGAGAAUCUUGCCUUAAAAUUAUUUAAACCCUUCACUUAGUGACCCUUUGGGCAACAAAAAUGUCACAGUAUCAUGAAUAAAUGCUUUAUUCAAAGACAAAUUGUAGUAAACCCCUUAUUAUCCAUGUUUGCAGAUGUCUGAUAUGUAAAAUUUAUUUUUUUAAGUCACUCAUUUGCCACAUUUUAAACCAAGUAUCAAAAUCAGUAGUUUGUUUUUUUCCCCCUCAAGGCCACCCCUGUAUUGGAGGGUGCCAAUGAUAUGACAAGAUAGGAGUAGCAAAGACAGGACCCAUUAUGCUAAUGUAUAUGAUCUUGAAAAUAGAGGUACUCCCAACAACAAUAUGGCAGGUCACAGCUCAUCCUCUCCAAGUGUUGUUACAAUUUAAAAGAAGAUACUCUGAAAGUUAUAAGGGAAAUGAUAAUAGUCAUUGCAAAUGACUGUCAACGAUGGUGAAUUGCAAUUUUUCAAAGAAAUUAUUUACCUAAAAUACAUCCACUGUUACAAUAUACUCUUUCUGGUGUCUAAAUAAUCAGAGUACUGAGUUUUCUUGUAAUAUAAAGUGGUAAUAUUUUUGUUGAAGUUCCCCGGGGGAAAAAAAACAGAUUAUUAAAUUCACCUUAGUUAUUAUUAACUCAUUCUUGUAUGUUUUUUUAAGUUUUUUAAAUCAUCCUAAGCAAUGAUCAGGUCCAAAAUUAAUAUGAGCCAAUUAAGAAUAUUUUUAAGCAUCAUUCCAGCCCUGGAAAAAAUUGGAGGAAAUAAAAAUGCUUAUGUUUCUUCUCACCCUCCCCCCUUGGGGGAUAAUAACCUUGCUCCUUAACUCUCAGAUUUCUGUAAUAAGUGGUUGAUACUAUUGAACAAGAAGGACAACUGGCAAGUGGAAAGACAUUGUCACUUGUGUAAAAAGUAGUUUAAAGGUUCAGUUGUUUGUUGAAAAGGCAUUUAGUAAAUUAUUUUAAAAUGAACAUAUUAACUAAUAAAUAGCUAUACUUCCUUGA
Molecule: messenger RNA, 5242 nt
Organism: Vombatus ursinus (common wombat)
Lineage: Eukaryota; Metazoa; Chordata; Mammalia; Diprotodontia; Vombatidae
Product: cytoplasmic dynein 1 light intermediate chain 1
Exons: 13
Coding region: 35-1597 (520 amino acids)
Biological process (GO): microtubule cytoskeleton organization; microtubule-based movement
Cellular component (GO): cytoplasmic dynein complex; centrosome
Molecular function (GO): dynein heavy chain binding
Source: RefSeq, a predicted model, not a curated record